GAUAGGAACAGAGCAGAAAAAGAAACAGUUUGUGAGUGAGUGAAAGUAGAAGAACAGGAAGAAGAAGAAAGUGAGAAUCAUUAUCAUUAUGGCUGAGAAAAGCAAGAUCUUGUUCAUCGGAGGUACCGGCUACAUCGGAAAACACAUCGUCGAAGCAAGCGCUAAAGCUGGACACCCAACUUUUGCAUUGGUCAGGGAAGCCACCCUCUCUGACACUGCUAAAGCUCCAGUCCUUGACAAUUUCAAGUCUCUUGGUGUUACUUUGGUCGCUGGGGAUUUGUACGAUCAUGAUAGUUUGGUGAAAGUGAUCAAGCAGGUGGAUGUGGUGAUCUCCACCGUGGGUGCCCUGCAACUUGCCGAUCAGGUCAAGAUCAUCGCCGCCAUCAAGGAGGCCGGUAACAUUAAGAGAUUUUUGCCAUCAGAAUUCGGCAACGACGUAGAUCGCACACAUGCUGUAGAGCCAGCAAAAUCUGCAUUUGCAGCCAAAGCCCACAUUCGUCGCACUAUUGAAGCCGAAGGCAUCCCUUACACAUAUGUCUCCAGCAACUACUUCGCCGGCUAUUUUCUCCCCACAUUAGCACAGCCAGGAGCCUUUGCUCCUCCUCCUCCCAAAGACAAACUCUUCAUCUACGGCGAUGGCAAUCAAAAAGCUGUCUUCAACAAGGAAGAUGACAUUGGAACUUUCACUAUUAGAGCUGCGGAAGACCCCAGAACACUCAACAAGAUUGUCUACAUCAAGCCCUCUAAGAACAUUUACUCAUUCAACGAGCUUGUUGCCUUAUGGGAGAAGAAAAUUGGCAAGACCGUCGAGAAGGUUCAUAUUCCUGAGGAGAAGCUGCUCAAGGACAUUCAAGAGGCACCUAUUCCAAUCAAUAUAAUACUAUCGAUCAACCACGCGGUGUUCGUGAAGGGUGACCACGACAAUUUUGUGAUCGAGCCUUCUUUUGGGGUUGAGGCUUCUGCUUUGUAUCCAGAUGUUGAGUACACCACCGUGGAUGAAUACCUUACACAGUUCGCUUGAGAAUUUGAUAUGGAAAAGGAAAAGGAUGCAAGUCAUGUUCUUGUGGUAUGAUGAUAGAAUAAUGGGCUGUUGCUUUGGAGUUUGACUUUGGAAUUGCCCUGUCUCUGCUAUUUCCUAUUUGCUAUGUAUUUACCAGUUAACGUUUAUUUAAAUAAUAGUAUAUUAUAAAAAAAACAAGAUUGUGCACUGCUA
Molecule: messenger RNA, 1213 nt
Organism: Lotus japonicus
Lineage: Eukaryota; Viridiplantae; Streptophyta; Magnoliopsida; Fabales; Fabaceae
Product: phenylcoumaran benzylic ether reductase Betv6-like
Exons: 4
Coding region: 89-1021 (310 amino acids)
Molecular function (GO): oxidoreductase activity
Source: RefSeq, a predicted model, not a curated record